Messenger RNA from Nerophis lumbriciformis (worm pipefish), 5789 nucleotides. RefSeq names its product synaptopodin 2-like protein. The record is from RefSeq and is a predicted model, not a curated record. Gene Ontology annotation, molecular function: actin binding. Gene Ontology annotation, cellular component: Z disc; actin cytoskeleton; nucleus. Gene Ontology annotation, biological process: positive regulation of actin filament bundle assembly. NCBI's taxonomy places the organism in Eukaryota, Metazoa, Chordata, Actinopteri, Syngnathiformes, Syngnathidae.
UGCAGAGUCAUAUAGGAAACCGAAAAAAAAGGGGGCAGUCCACUACGCCGCUGCCUCGCGGUCUGACCCACCAGGAGUACAGGUGAGCUGCAGGAGUGGACCAGCCAGGACUACUGCUGCAACAAACCUCUCACCUGCAGCCCAAGUCCACUUAUCUCUACGGGGUGAUUUGGGACGGGACCUGGAUCAUCGGAGGGAUUAGAUCAAGUUGCCUGUUUUGCACUUCAGAACCAAAAAAAAAAACCUCCCUCAACACAACAUUAAGUCUGAAGCCAAAACAGGCUCCACCAAACUAAACAUGAGCAAACUGGGAGAAAAAGUCAAGCAAACAAAGGGAAGAACCCGAGCAUAACUCCAUUCAAGACGACGCCUUCCGUCAUGAAUACAUACUAUAUUUGGCUUAGCGGGGAAAAUGAUGCGGCGGUCUGGCUUUAAUAUAUAAAAAGUGACACAAGAUCCUCCAAACGGUUGAAGCGUUUCGGUGCAAAGCCGUGUGUUUUUUGAGGAACCUCAACAGAGCAAACUAAUAUUCCUCGCGUGCACCUAACAGCGGGAAACUACCAUAUGCACAGCUCCCUUUAUGUCACACUGGAGUUAUGAUCUUCAAGAUAAAGAGCAGAUCUUUUUGGCUGAAAGAAAAAUAAUCUGCGGGCUGGAGAUUUAGAAGCAGACGGAGAGAAUGCUCGGGUGACCAAAAAUAGCGGAGGAGGAAGAUCUACGUCUGGGAAAAGAAAAAAAAAAGGAGUAUUAGAGAGAUGCAAAUAAGGAAGACUGGGCUGUUUUCUCUGCUUUCUUGGCCAAGAAGAGCUGGGAAAUUGCACAAUUUUUGUGGCGGUUGUCCAGUGGAAGUCAUCUGGGGAACAUUGCCUAGAGGGAGGCUUGGUUAGAUAGUUAGGGAAUGACACUUGAUGAAGACAAAAGCCAGAGCAGUUUUAUUUUCUGACAAACUUCAGCUGCCCACAUAAAACACUUGGACAGAUCCAACUGGAAAACCAGCCAGCCGCCAUUUUCGUAUUUUCUGUGCAUACCAAAACUUUUUUUUUAAUUUUUUUAAAAAGGACUGUUUCAUCUUAACAAGAAGGCGCCAACUGGGACAAACGCUCCCAUUUGAAGGGACUUUUUGCUUGGCUGCGGAAGAGUCACUUGAACUCUGGAGUUAAAGAAAAGAUGGAGAUGGAGCAAGGACACAUGUCUCUGCGUCGGGGAGUGAGCUGGAGUUCGGGAGGAUUGACGAAACCUCUCCAAGACACCUUAGGGAAAGAGAGCACAGACGUAACACCGGAAACGACAGGAUUCAAGACGGACCAAAUGAGCAGCAAAACAAAUUUGACCAGGAGUGUCAGCCUAUCCGAAAAGGAACUGAAAGAGGCUCGCCUAAAGAGUCACAUCAUUGCUGCUCAGCUCACUGUGCCUUCCAACUCCAGCUCCAGAGGCGUGCAACUCUUCAACCGGCGCAGGCAGAGAGUCACCGCCUUUACACUGGAAAGCAGCGGAGAGGUGUCGAAGGACAACAUCGCCAGGAAUGUGAAAGACAAUCCCUCAUGUAACAAACUGACAUGGGCAGAGAGGAGUCGUGAGGAGAAAGAUAGAGACUUGAACUUUAAGAAUUGCACUUCUAUCAAGCCGCCAUUAGUGCCUACUGGGAAUCUACCAGGAGCAGGUGAUAACAUGGAAGAGCAAGGUGACCAUUAUCAAAAAGAAGAUGACACUGAGCACACUUUUAUGCAAGACAGACAUUUCCUCCCUGUAAAGGAGGUGGAGGAGCAAGAAGAUGAGGACGGGGACGACAAAGUCAAGGAUGAGCUCCCACCUGGAAGAGAAAACACUAAUCCAAUUGUCAUGAGUCUUGUUGAAAGCGAAACGGAGACAAAUGAAGGUCACACGGUGCCACCUCCCCUGGGAAAACUUCCCAAUGGCUGCCAUAGUACUGAUGGACCCGAGAGGAUAUUUGUCUCUACAUCGAAGCAGAACACUAUCAUCAAUCGCACUGCCAGGCCUUUUUUCUCACCACUGACGGUGCAAUCCCAAGAGGCCACCAGUCCCGUCAUACAUAACCUCCCUGCUCCUUCUGCCUUUACUGCUCCCCAGCCAGUGGCAAUGUCACCUCCACCACCUCCUCCUCCGGCAUAUCCCACACCUCCCCUACCAGCCUUCACAAACAAGCCUCCAAAGACUGAAUACUCCACACCACCUGUCAUGUCUCAAACCCCCUCUCUUCCACCCCAAUUCCCUGUAUCUACAGCAUCUCAGACUGUUGCUUCGAUCCCAGUACCGCAUUAUGGACCCCCCACAGCCCCAAAGCCGUUUAGCUUUGUUCCCCAACCCUUUGUGGAAAGAAAGUCAACACCGCCGAUAAAAACAGGAAUACUUGAGGAUAAUGCUACCAGACGAGCAAGUAAAAAGUCAAUGUUCACGUUCAAAGAGAAGGCGGUUGUAGCACCGAACCCUGAGCUGCUCUCUUUAGUGCAGGGGGUGGAUGAAAAGAAGAAACAUAGACACAGAGGUGUGCCUGAACCAUCAUCUGAGGAGGAGUUAUUGGCCCUUGGGGCAGAGGCAUCCAACUUUCUUGCAAAAGACGAAGGCGAAGCUGAAGAAGCCAAAGCUCCAGAAUGGACCUCCUGUCUUAAGAGCUCCAGAACGUACACAAGGGUAGAGCAUAAACCAGAACACACCCUGAAUGAUGCAUCGGGAAAGGGUGCAGAGCUGUUUGCCAAGCGUCGGUCCAGAAUGGAGAAAUAUGUAGUUGAGACUCAGAACCCAGGUCACCAUAUAAGAUCGCCGUCUCCGACAAUGUCUCUGCCACCAUCUUGGGUUUACCCAUCAAACAUGCCAGGUAGGGUCAAGGCUAUUGCUAAAAACUCAGAUAUGUGUGCUCAGCUUGCGCACAACAUAAAGAUUCAACAAACCACCAAGCCAAAACCAAGACAAACAACACCAGCAUCAGAACAGGUUCAAGAGGCACCUCCCCUAGAGAAUGGUUGCUCCAAGAUAGAGAUGGACUUGUCAAGACACCGGCCCUACCAGCUUAACUCUUCCCUCUUCAUACUGAAGCCUGUCAAGGACCCGUUGAGUACACUACCCAAAGGAGCACCACAGUCCAGGCACCAGAUGUCACCUCAGUCGUUCUCUAGACAGACUUCCUUGCCCAACAACCCUGUCUCUCACUUUAGCGUCCCGUGUAAAUCUCCCUCACUCCCUCUUAGCCACACCACAGGAGCAGAGUAUCCAGCAUCAAGUCCAGCUUGUGGGCAGCCAUCAGCCGCUUUUUCUCCAGGCCGUGUGUCAUCUCCUCGGAUGGGAAUUCAAGCACCGAGGCCAAGAUUUUCUGCCAAAAAGGCAGGGCUUGAACCACAGAAACCGAAGGAGUUCUACACAGUUGAACCCCCCAGUGACACACAGCUUGGCCUCACCAAGAAGUCCAUCAGCACAGAUGGUCCAACAUGGACGUCCAGCCUUCAAACUAACCGCCCCUCCUCAACCACCCCCAUCCGAUCAGUCACUUCCCCUGUUCCGUUUUCCAGUAGUAGAAGCCAGUCUCCAAUGGGUCACCAAAAUGUCAAGCUUUCCACUCUUUCAUCCGUUUCCAGGCUACCCCAGACAUCCACAUCUCCAUGCUCCCCCCCAUGGGGAUCAAGGUGCCAGUCCCCAAUGGUUGGCCAGAAUGCCCAAUUUAACACCAAUCCAUCUGCUCAUGAUUACAAGCCCCAAACAUCAAAUUCUUCUCGUUCUCUUCCGUGGGGUUCAAGAUGCCAGUCCCCCGUAGUCAACCCGAAAUCUUCAAAUGCUCCGCACAUUUCAUCUAGAACAUCUACAAGCACCUCCCCACUCUCUCCACCUAGGGGAUCUAGAUGCCAGUCCCCUGUGGUGGGCAUGAGUAGCCACUUCUCUACCCUCUCCUCAGUUUCUUCAUCCAGACCUUUUCAAACAUCUGCAAAUGCAUCUCAGCAUUCUCCUCCUUGGAGUCCAAGGUGUCAAUCACCAAUGAUCAUUCAGUCUUCUAGACCUUCCAAACCAAUGACAACCACUUCUCCUGUCUCUCCACCGUGGGGCUCACGCUCCCAGUCGCCUGCGCUUUCUCAUAGUAGUUUGUCCUUCCCUUCUGCUCACCGUCUGUCCAUAUCCUCUGCAUCCUCUCCUCUACCCCUACCCAGGGACAGUCGCUGUAUGUCUCCAGUCAAUAAUAAUCUCGACUCCAAGGCCAAUCAUCGGAUCUUGGCAAAGAACAUCAUUAAUGCAGCCAAACGUAAAAACAGCCCUUCUCCAGGUGCACUGAGCGGUCACAGUCUUCCCAUAUCACCUGUGGGAUUUUCCCACCAUGGCUAUGAUUGCAAACCUCCCAUUAACUCCUUUCAGUCACAGCCACUGGGUGCCCGGUCGCCGACAUUCACCAGUCCCCCACCAACACCAACGCAGAGGAUCUGCUCACCUGUGAGGUUCUACAACACACGCUCCCUCACUGAUUCUGACGCCUCCAUUGAGUCAGAGGACUCGGGCCUGCGGUCACCUGGCAUGCAUUCUUACAAUACCUGUCCCCGCGGCUGGGGUGGAAGUUUGAGGGUAAAGAAAAGCGCCAUCUCUACUGACCUGUAAGAUCCUGAUAUUUGCUUCCAUAGACUUUACUGGCAUUAGACUUUUCUUAAACACACACAAUUACCGACACAGAUCUUGGACCAUGAAAAUGUUGUUUCAUAAUGCAAUUGGUAUUGUAUCUUAUGCUCUUACAAUGACAAGAACAAGCUUUUUACAUACAGUUGUGGUAGCUUGUACGCUUCCAGCAUACCAAAAGUGCACACUCAAAAUAACCAAAGAUAUUUUUUUGUAUUCACUUUAAAUGUUAUACUUUGCAGGCUCACAACAUGCAUACCUGGCUAUAGCUCAUUAGCAUUGAUAGAUUAGCUUUGAAUGUUAUAAUCAUUGUUUACUGGCCUGACAAGAGUCAUAAUGCAAAUACUUUUACAUUUCAAGACACAACAAAUGCUUGAAGUGAGGAAUGUGUAAAACAAACUAAUAAACUGUACGCUACUUUAAUGAAACAUUUUCAUUUUACUGUUCACCACAUAUUGGAGACUGUUCAUUUUUAUCAUACAGUAAUUGUUAAUCACAAAUGACUGAAGAAUUUAUCGCAUACUGCUAUUCUAGUUAAUAGAAAAUUGCAAUACAUAGUGCAGUAACCAGUGUAAUGUAGUGUACGUGUUUCUUGUUAUACUGCCUUUAUUCAAAUGAAUGUACAUUUUGCAGAGACGCAGCAGGCAUCAAGAAGGUAGUAAUGGGAGUUGAAAAGGGAUGUGAAUCAUUGAUACCCCAGUUCGAUUAAACUAGAAGAUCUCCUUUUGCUAUAUUUGCAAUGAACUUGUUUCAUAUGAUUUCCUAGAUUUUUAAAUGCUGUCUGUUGACAUGCAAGUUCAGGGGUUGAAGAAACUAGUAUGCAUAAGGAAUGAAUGGGCAUUUGACUAAUUUAGCUUGACUAUUGGGGAAAAUCAAAGAUCAAUCAAUCGGCUCUUGAUUUCUAAAUAUUAUUUAUUAUAAUAUUAUCGGAUUAUCUUGGAUUAACUCUUGUUAGCGAUAGUGUUGUAUUGACAUACUUGCCAACCCUCCCGAAUUUUCCGGGAGACUCCCGAAAUUCAGCGCCUCUCCCGAAAACCUCCCGGGACAAAUAUUCUCCCGAAAAUCUCCCGAUUUUCAGCCGGAGCUGGAGGCCACGCCCCCUCCAGCUCCAUGCGGACCUGAGUGAGGACAGCCUUUUUUCACUACGGGAGCACAACAGGGUGACAAGAACUAAAUCAUCCAGA